AUGUCGUCCUCAUCAGCUGCAAUGUGGCUCUUGAGUCAAGGCAGCAAGGCAUCAACAGAGAUCACAGCUCGCUCUAUGCGCGCGCGGAGUCUACAGACAUCUGCAAGCCGUCUGGCGCCCGAAGACGAAGCACCUCGCAAAAAGCGCAUCGGCUUGAUCUCCCGUCUGCGGACCUCCGUCACCAGCCGACUGGGCUUCACUGGACAGUCCAUCACGUCAGAGCUAGAGCAGGAGCAACUGCGCGAGAGAGUUGCGGCAGGCAAGGCCAAUCCUUUCGAGCAAUUGCUAGCCCUGCCGCCAAAAGAGCUAGAGGCGCUCACUGCCGAUCGACUGACUGCGCCAUCACUCAUCCGGAACAAGCCUGUAGAGGUGCCAAAGCAAACUAUGUCAACGCCCUGGUUCAGGCACUCGCAUCGAAAGCUCAACGAUCUCGCUCGAUUGAUCGCAGGCAGACAUGUCGAUGAUGCGAUACAUCAGAUGGAGUUCAGUCAGAAGCUAGCGAGCAAACGGAUCAAGCCAGUCUUGCUCGAGGCCAAGCGACGUGCUCUCGCCAAGAACAUCCCAGCAGAGACGCUGGUCGUCUCUCAGAGCUGGGUAGACAAAGGCUCAAAGACAAAGGUCAUUGACAUCCGUGGUCGUGGCAAGCACGGUGUCAUCGAGCAUGCCGACACAAGACUCAAGCUCAUCUUACAAGAAGGCAAGAAAACCGAUCAGAAACGGCUCGACAAGGUAUCAUUGCUACUGAAGAAGAGGCUGCGGACCGGUCCCGGCAGGGUGCAAACCAACAGGCCCAUCAUCAACGGUGGCGCCUUUGCAGCAAACGCUUACAAUUGGUGA
Mixia osmundae IAM 14324 is the source of this 837-nucleotide messenger RNA. RefSeq lists its product as uncharacterized. The transcript is spliced from 3 exons. Bases 1 to 837 code for a protein of 278 amino acids. NCBI's taxonomy places the organism in Eukaryota, Fungi, Basidiomycota, Mixiomycetes, Mixiales, Mixiaceae. Gene Ontology annotation, cellular component: ribosome; mitochondrial large ribosomal subunit. Gene Ontology annotation, molecular function: structural constituent of ribosome. Gene Ontology annotation, biological process: ribosome assembly; translation. The record is from RefSeq and is a predicted model, not a curated record.